Molecule: messenger RNA, 3466 nt
Organism: Moneuplotes crassus
Lineage: Eukaryota; Ciliophora; Spirotrichea; Euplotida; Euplotidae
Source: the annotation of a GenBank genome assembly
AAUGAGGUCAUUAAGUCCCGAAGAAAUUGAAGAAGUUGAUGAAAUUAUGAGGGAAAGGCACCCUCUGUAUUAUACGAAAGGUAUGUCAUGACUCCUAACUUAUAGAAGGGAUCUUAAGUAUAUUUCCUGGUCUAAAGUGGAUCCUCUGAUGCCUUAAGAAUAAGCAUGAACAAAUAUUGCACAGAGAUAUUGAAAGAAGUGACAACCAGUCUGAUAUCAACUCCGAUAAAGCAUCUGUGGAAGAUAAGCUCGGGUUUGGAAUAGUAGCGUAUUUCGAUUUGCAGAAAUAUCUUUUGGUUUUAUUCCUGAUCAUAUUUAUACUAUUGCUCCCAUCUAUAUACCUUUAUGUGAACUACCCAUAUGGAAGAAGAGAUGGUUCAAUAUUUCUUAACAAAUACUCUAUUGGAAAUCUUGGAUUUUCCAGCGUACUUUGUAAAGACACUUCUCUCAAAGUUGGAAACCUUACAAUGAGUUGUCCCACAGGAGAAAUAAGACAGAUCGUUUCGUUCGGAUUGACUCCAAGUGAUGCAGUUCAAAAUGAUGCAUGCAUGCCUAACCAAGAAAACCUUCAGUGAGAGGAUUCUCUUGAUAAAGAACUUCUUGCUGAGGAAAUCAAUCUCAAAUGUUUGAAUAAAACCACAUGCACAGUAGAUGGUUCGAAAUAUCUAAGAUUAAGCAUGAAUAAGAAAUGAACUUCACCUUAUGCCCAGUUCUACAUGCAAGUCUUCUGUAUGCACAGUGAGGAAGAACUUGAGCGACGAAGUUGGCUAUCACUCUACUUCACAAUCCAAGUAGUAGUAGUCUCAAUCUUCCUAUUGAGCUUUCUUUACUUUCUCAAUCGUAAGAAUGCUAACGACUUCAAGGAAUGGGAUAUGAAAACAGUGACUAUUUCAAACUACACAGUUGUGUAUGAAAUCCCAGAUAUUAUCUACAAAGACUUUAUCUUUAAGUACAAUUCAGACAAUAAAGGAAUGAAGUCAUCAUUCUCUAAUAAUCAGAUAAUAGAGGAAGAGAAGUCUAGCAAGUCAUUUGACAACCUAAACAUCUCUGAGGAUUCCAAAACAGUUAGUAAAAUGCACAAGAGGGCUGCAGAAAAUUUGAACUUUAUUGACACCCAGAUGGACCCUCUAGCUUCAGGUGACAAAGGAGCCGGAGAUAAGAAGUCAAAGCGAGUAGCUCCACUUUAUUCUUUCAAACAGUACCUUCUGAGGUACUUUGAGAAGACCUUGUCAGAUAGUUCUGACGAGGCUAAAAUAGCCCACAUUCAUUUUGCAUUUAAGAAUUCUGGAUUUUUCAAAUUGAUGAAGAAUCGAGGCAAUAGGAUCAAAAAGGUAGAAGAUGAGACUAUCCUUACACUUGAAGAAGAGAUAAUUGAGUAUUUGAAAAAGAACCCAACUAGUUCUCUGACUCCAAUAGAGGCCUAUAUUACGUUUGAACAAGAAACAGGUGUCUUAAAGGCUCUGAGAUAUUCUAGAAAAUCUCCUGCACCAAAAUGGAGAGGCACUCAGGUAGUUUUUAAACCUGCAGAAGAGCCCUCAAACAUAGAAUUUGGGUAUAAAUUCCAGGAUGGCCCAUUAUUGUUCCUUAAAAAGUUACUAGUUCUUGUAGGAUGAGUGUUUUUCUGAAUUUUUACUUGCUACAUAGUCUUCCUAUUUCUGGACAAGAUCAACAAAGUAAGUGAGAUUUACCCUCCAGUUGAUUGUACAAAUGUCCUAAAGGACUCUUCCCAAGAGAUGAUGGAGAACUAUGCUGUGAUAGAAUACCUGCACAUUGAGAACUCAGAUUGGUCUGAAGAAGCUCUCCUCAAAAUCAACACUGAUAAUCUCCAGUGAUACUGCGACAGCCCUGACUUCAAAGUCUUGAACCUGACCCAAAUCCCAGCAGAAUUGACCAAUGGAACAGUGAUUCAAGAGGAUAUCUGAAUGCAUUACACUGAAGCUACUAUUUUUGUCGAGGCUUCGUAUUUGUUAAUUCCUCUAAUGAUCUUCCUGACAGCAAAAUGCUUGAGGUUCUUCUCAAGUUACUGAAUCACUUGGAUUUGUUAUGAUGACAAGACACAAGAAAGUGCUAGGAUUCAGCUAGCGGUGUUUAUAAUGACCUUUUUCAACAAUGCUUUAAUCAUUCUGCUGAUAAACGCAAGAUUUACAACAGAGGUCAAAGGAAACUUCUUGUUUGAUGGAUUGUACACAGACUUCAGUGAUGACUGGUAUGACCACUGCUCUUAUUAUUUCAUCCUUCCAAUGUUCUUGGAGCUAUUGACACCAUUCCUAGAGUUCUUCAGGCCUUAUAUCAUGAACAAAUUCCAUGCACUUCGAGAUAGAAGUUGGGGCAAAUUCUCUCAGUACAGGACUAAAUGCAAAAUUUCAACGGAUUAUGCUGAGCUAAACUCAGGGAUGAACAACGAACUGAGUUACAAGUACUCUGAAAUUAUGUCAAUCACUAUGAUUUCAUGCUUCUAUGGUUUUGGGCUUCCGAUCAUUCCGAUCCUAGGCUUUGGUAUCCUUAUCGUGAACUAUAUUUUCCAGAAAAUAGUGGUGUUCCUUCACUAUAGAAAGCCACCCCUUUAUGAUGAGACAUUGAGCAAGACUGCAAUUUUUGUCCUGAAAUGGGGCGCCUUCUUGUACGUAGCUAUUGCAUAUUGGAUUUUGACUAAUAAACAAAUGUUUGGAAAUUGCCUCGAGCCGAUUGCUUACCAAGACGAAAUCGAGAAUUACUCCUGAAAGAGAAGUUUGUAACACACUGUAUAACCACCUAUAUUCGAGCUACCAUCCCAAGAUACAUUUAAUAUUCCUGUUGUUCUAUGCAAUCGCCUUGUUCUUAACCUUAGUUACGGUUGAUAUACUUAAUAGCCCAUUGUGACAGUUUAGCAAAAAUCUGUGAGAUAUAUGGAGAACAGAGAGAGAACCAAAGCAAAGCUCUGAAGGUUUGCCUUCGUACAUCCAAUCUCUUCACCCCAAAGACAGAGUGCAGUUGUUUUAUGAAGAAAAGACUAGAAGAGAAAAGCAUGGUUACAAAGUUCUCCAGGACGAUUUUUACAAAUCUCUUCAAAACAGCUCAUCUAGAGGGUCCUCAUUUGAUAUACUCCAAAGGGUGAGAUCCAAGCCCUCCUCAACUCCUAGACAGACUGAUACCAUCGAUAUAAUCUCCUAUGACCCACUAGACUCUCUUGAAGACGAAAUAACCUACAGUUAUGUCCCUGUGGCUAAAAGGAAGAAAGGUCAGGAAAGUAUUAACCUAUGCUCAGAGUUCGCAAGGCUUGCUUUUGAAUACCCCUUCCACAGAGAUUUGGAUUUGCUAAAGAAAGUGUCUGAAAAGAAGCACAAGUUUUAAAGCCUAAAAUCUUGUUUCAAUAUCUUUCACUAACUUUGGGCUAUAACCUCUUUGCAUGGCUUCAGAGAUUAAGGCAGACCUGUUGGCUUAGAAAGCUCAUAACCAGCAAUGCUUGAUUAGUCUCGAUUUUAUAGCC